AUGAGCGGCAAGUCAGUCUCGAAUCUACCCUGCGACGACCCUCAAUGCUUCUGCCAUUUCCGCUCGCCUAAGCCAUAUCCCAGAAUCGAAGCAGUUCUGACAGGCUCUGCACCCGACCAAGUUCGCGAGCUGCACCAUCCAAACGCCAAGCUCGAUAUAGCAUUCGACGUGGUAGGCUGCGUCAUGACAUUGAACGAAUGCAUCCACGAUCCUUCUCGACCAAAGAUCGGCUACUCAGUCAGUCUGAUGAUCAAGGCGGCAAACACCCACUUCGUGAACCUCGAAGGCCUUGAAGACCACUCCCUCCUUCUAACCAUUCGAAUCCGCCAUUCAGCAUGCGCCGUGAGAGGCAACAAGAUGAUACUGAAGGAAAAGUUCAACGGAUACUACCCUGACCCUCCAUAUAGUCGACUCUACAAUGAUCUGUUCGAGUGCCGUUGGCCUGAAAAGACGCUCCAGGUUCGUCUGCCUGAGGAGAGAUGUCGCCGCUGGAAGACAGUCGCUUUGAUAUUGAGGACCUUUGGGCAGAUCAAUGGAGAUAGCUAUUGUCAUAUGGCGAAUACGAUGUUUACUCCUCGCGUGGGUGGGCUUAAUGUGCGUCAGAUCAAGAAGGAUAUCAAGAUGGAGCUAGCGAAGAGUGAUCAUAAGCGAAGGGAGAAUCCUGUGUCUCCUGAGUACAUGGUUACGGUUAACGAACCGGAGAAGAUUGAGAGGCUUAAUCAUGCUUAUGAGGUUCAUCUUCUUGCGUUUAUUCACAGCUCAUCUCGAUUUCUUCGGUCACAGUACCUGUAG
This is a messenger RNA of Aspergillus piperis CBS 112811, 792 nucleotides long. RefSeq lists its product as uncharacterized. Bases 1 to 792 code for a protein of 263 amino acids. The transcript is spliced from 2 exons. NCBI's taxonomy places the organism in Eukaryota, Fungi, Ascomycota, Eurotiomycetes, Eurotiales, Aspergillaceae. The record is from RefSeq and is a predicted model, not a curated record.